AUGUCCUCCCGCCGGCAUCCUUCACCUUCAAACAUGCUUCCCACCACUGGGAAGGGUGUGAGGCGAAGAAAGAGAAAAUUGAUGGAAUCGGUGCUCGCGCGGCCGCAUUCGCUCAUCUUCUCGAUUAUUUCGAGAACGAGGCGAAGAUCGAGCGCAAUUCCAUUGGCAGCACUCUCCGUCAUGCAGAUUUACAUCAAGGCGUUGCGAAAGUCCGAGGCAGUUGCAUAUUUCGGCACAUCCUUCCAUCGGUUGUCUUCCUCCAUAUUGCGACUUAUGCGAUCAACUGGGGGCUGCACAGAAGUGAGGGUCCAAGAGGUGUAUACAGAAGGGCGUAUCACCCACGAUCCAAUCGCAGCAGUUGACGUGCGCGUUACCCGAGCAGAGUCUAUUCGCAAUACCGAGAGCGGCUGGCAUUCUCUUACGGGACGGCAGACUUCGGCAAGUCGUGCAUCGAAUGAAGGAGGCGUGCAUGUGGGGCAACGGCCAUUUAAAAUUCGCUGGAUGUUCGGGAUUCGGGACUCCCAUGUGAAGUGGCAACUCGCGUUUGACCAAUUUACGGAUAGUUUAUCCGGUGCCGGCGAUGCGAUAGGUGCAUGUAAUGGUGUUCUUGGGAAGGAGAGUGCGGAGUUAGAGAGGAAGUAG
Messenger RNA from Laetiporus sulphureus 93-53, 642 nucleotides. RefSeq lists its product as uncharacterized. NCBI's taxonomy places the organism in Eukaryota, Fungi, Basidiomycota, Agaricomycetes, Polyporales, Laetiporaceae. The record is from RefSeq and is a predicted model, not a curated record. The transcript is spliced from 5 exons. Bases 1 to 642 code for a protein of 213 amino acids.